CAUAUAAUACUUAGGAAUAUCGAGCGGGACUUGAUGCUGUCGUACAUGAUUUCUAGUCAGUGAGUUACCAGUGUCCGUCAACGACGUGUAUACUUGUAUUUUUUUUUUUUUAAAAAAACUGUAGACGUGUUUAAUUUUUCCAAAAUGUUUAACUGUGCGAUAUGUGGAAAAGUGUACGUUUAUAAGCGUGAUCUGAACAGACACGCUAAAAUCCACGACGGAUCAAAGAAUACGUGUGGGAUUUGCCGCAAAACAUUCACUCGGAGGAACGCACUCAGUAUUCAUGUACAAAAUUGCCAUAAAAUUGCAAAAAAUACACCAGAAUUCGAGAACGCCGUUCAAAUAACUGGUGCAAUUGUUCGUGAUACAGUUAUAAACUGGGCACCCCCUGCAGCGACACCGCCGCCACCGCCAUCACCACAUGCUGACCCAGUUUCCCUAUCUCCAGAGCCUUUCUCAAAUAGUCAUACAACGGUAACAUCUUCCCCGCUUCAGCCCUCAUCAUACGAGCGGAUGCCGGCCAUCACGUGCCGACCUACCGUACACCCGCCUCUCGUCACAGACACUUCCGACCCCACCUCCGCUGCCGUCAAUGCCGUGCACAAUAGAUCGGGUCCAGCGCCACCGCCAGCGCCAUCGCCUCCGCCCGUACAGCAAUGCGUAAACCAUGUCGAAAAUAGCCGAAAAAAUAUUAAGCGGAAAAAAGGUCGCAUGAAUACGGUUAAUACGUCGGGCUUUAUCGAAAUCGAGUCAUCGCUUAAUCGGACGGUGGUAUGGUAUUUCAGGAAAAAUGUAGAAAACAUCCCCAGUUACCGUGCUUUCCUCCAUGCGAUAGAGGGCGAAUUGGUGGAAAAAUUACGCGAAUGCGUACGCGAUCACCCGAUAAAAUAUAAUCUUAAACUAGAGGCCACCUACCUCGUGCCUAACGUGGAUAAUACCGCACAAAAUCGUGCGUUUAAAACGUCGGCGAGGGAAUUGUUUGUGCAUAGUAAUAUCGACGGUUUAGUAGAUCGAGAUUUUACGACGCUACUCGCCGAGGAAGACGCGUAUCAAGGUAAAGGCAGCGGCUUCGCUUUAUCGAGCAUCGACGGUUUACUUUUAGGAGUGUACGAAUACACACCUAUGGGGGGCUCCUCCUUUCUACCACUGCCUGCGAGUAUCGCGAAACGAAAGGCUGUGAUAAAUCCGGAAAAUAUCGAUGAGAAUUGUUUCAAAUGGGCGGUGCUUGCGAAACACGUUCGGGGCAAUAACCGCGGGCGCGUAAACGCAAAAUAUUUUAACGAAGAACACCGCUAUGAUUUUUCAGCACUGCCCGCCCCCACCCCCGUCUCGCAGAUUAAAUUAUUUGAGAGGUCAAAUCCCGGUACUUCCGUAAACGUUUACGGCGUACGAAAUUGUAGAAAUAAAAAUAAAAAUAAAAAUUCGACAUCGCAGUCGGCCGUGUAUCCUUUGCGUGUUGUAGACUCUGAGAGCGAAAACCAUUUUGACUUGUUGUUGCUAAACGGUGGCAAGGAAGGUAAAAAAAAUCAUUACGCGUUAAUAACAAAUUUUUCUAGGCUCGUUAGUCGGCAAAAAAAUAAUCGUGAGCAUCGUUUAUACACAUGUAAAAAAUGCUUUACCACUUUCGACGACCAGCCUCUAAAAUACAAACUACACGGUGAGCAGGCGCUGGCUAGGCAUCGUUUGACAUGUGGCACGCACAAACCCGUAUUGCCUCUGUUGCCUAAAGAGGGGGACACGCUCGAGUUCAACUCGUGGCGGAAAACAGAGCGUCUACCGUUUGUGGUGUAUGCAGACUUCGAGGCGUUACUUUUGAAGUCGUCACAAAAAUAUGGGACUAAUACCGAGGUGAUGCACAAACACCAUCCUAUGAGCUACGGGUACCUAGUUGUUGCGGCGGAGGGGGUACCGGUAGAGUUAUUUGAACAGUUUGGCAUUCCGAGAGCCCCGGUCAUUUUCCGUGGGUCGGCAACCGAAGACGAUGUGGCCAAGAGAUUUGUCCGCGACGUUCUCAAUGUGGCUGAGCGAAUAUGUAAUUUGUACAAGACGGUCAAUGUACCCAUUAUUAUGAGUGAUGUGGAUUGUCGCCUGCAUGCAGACAAGAUGUCGUGUGACUUGUGCAAGGCGAGAUUUACCAAACGUAACUGUAAAGUUGCACAUCAUGACCACCUUUCCGGUCGUUUUUUAAAAACGUUAUGCAACACGUGUAACUUGAAAUUAAAAACGCCCAAGUUCGUGCCGUGCUUUUUUCAUAAUCUUUCAAAUUACGAUGCACACUUUAUCGUUGAGAAUAUGCCUAGUGAUAAUAAAGCGAUUUCUGUGAUAGCGAGUAGUGAAGAAAAGUUUAUCACGUUCACUAAAUACAUAAACAAUACGUUCUCCGUCAAGUUUAUCGAUACGUGCCGAUUCAUGGCAUCGAGUUUGGCAAACUUGGCGGAGAACCUAACGACCGCGAACUUUGAAAAGUUCCGCGAAGUCUCAAAAGUAUUUAGUGCAGAAGAGAUGUCGUUGGCCACACGGAAAGGUGUAUAUCCCUACGAAUACACAGAUUCGUGGGAUAAAUUGUGUGAAACUUCCCUACCACCUAAAAUCAAUUUUUAUAGUGCAUUGUCCGAAAGUCACAUAAGCGAAGCGGACUACGAGCACGCGACGCGGGUGUGGAAUCAUUUCGGUUGUUCGACUCUCGGCGCUUAUAGUGAUCUAUAUUUGAAAAUAGACGUACUCAUAAGCGCCGAUGUAUUCGAAAAUUUCAGGGACAUAUGCAUGUCAACGUAUCACCUUGACCCUGCACAUUAUUUCACGGCUCCGGGAUUUAGCUUUGACUGUAUGUUGAAAUACACGUCGGUAAAACUGGAACUGCUCACGGACUUUGAUCAAAUAUUGUUUCUGGAAUCCGGUAUGAGAGGAGGUCUAGUUCAGGCGAGUAAACGGUACGCUAAGGCUAACAAUCCUAAAACGCCCGAAUACAAACCCGAUGAGCCUAUCACACAGCUCAUAUACUUAGAUGCAAAUAAUUUAUACGGAUAUGCGAUGUGUAAGUACAUGCCUAUCGGCGACUUCGCAUGGUACUCGGGCAACCCCGAAGUCGCGCUAGCUCAGCUUGAGUGGAUGAGAGAGACGGACGAUGUGGGGAGAGUUUACGAGGUAGAUAUUUCAUACCCACAAAGUCUACACGAUGCACACAAUGAUAUGCCGUUCUUACCACACGCCAGCAUACCAAACGGGUCCUCCGUCCGAAAGUUGAUGGUCACAUUUCUACGAAAAGAAAACUACGUGGUGCACUAUUUAAAUUUGAAACAGGCCAUGGCACACGGCGUAAUCGUCGAAAAGGUGCAUCGAGUGCUGGAAUUUCGUCAAUCGCCAUGGUUAGCCCCGUACAUCAAUUUAAAUACGGAGAUGCGUCAACGGGCGAGUAAUAAGUUUGAAGAACAGUUUUUCAAAGAUCUUAAUAACUCUGUGUUUGGGAAAACCAUGGAGAAUAUGCGGAAACGAUAUAAAUUAGAGCUUGUAUCGCGUGUCGAUAGGUUGCGUAAGCUUAUUAACAACCCGACGUUCAAGCACUGCACCGUGUAUAAUGAAGAUCUCGCGGCAGUGACGUUACACGGUAAAGAGAUCGAUUUCUGUAAACCUAUCUACAUAGGAUUUUCGGUACUCGAGGUUAGCAAAGUUCUGAUGUACGGAUUCCACUACGAUGUCAUGAAACGACACUACGGCGAUAAGAUCGAGCUGCUAUACACCGAUACUGAUUCGCUAUUGUACCAAGUAACAACCAACGAUUUUUACGACGACUUGGUGGGUGUCCCGAGCUUAAUGCGAUACAUGGACACAUCGAAUUUACCGCCUGAUCACAGGUGUUUCACAACGUUGCGUAAAAGGAUCCCGGGGCUUUUCAAAGACGAGGCUAAUGGACGAACCAUUUUUGAAUUUGUCGCGCUCCGCGCCAAAUCUUACGCUUUCGAUGUGGAACACAAAGUCUCCAUUCGUGCGAAGGGCGUUAUGAGACAUGUGAUAAAAAACCAUCUAACACUGAACGAUCAUAAACGAUGUUUGUUCGGCAGUGAUACCGAUGGCGACGACGACGACGACAUCGAACUAGGUGUGCACGCGAGUAAGCUACUAGCCAGAGAUUCCGCGUGUCAAGUUGUCGAACGCAUACACCGCGACGCAUCGUCUCUCACACCCCCACCACCGCCAUCUGAACAGCGACCUUAUGAAGCGUAUACGCCGUAUAGGGAGAACGUGUCUAUCCGGUCUUUUAAACAUCAAGUGUAUACGGUGAAAACAAUGAAGUUAUCAUUAAAUAGAAGGGAUGAUAAACGUUACGUUCUCCCUGACCGUGUGCACACACUCGCGCACGGACAUUAUAAAAUUGUGUAAAUUAUUUUUAAAAUGUAAAUAAAUGUCAUUAUUAUAAUUGUCACUUUAAAUGCAAAUAAAUUUUAUUAUUAUAAUUCUCACUUUAAAUGCAAAUAAAUA
This is a messenger RNA of Aphis gossypii (cotton aphid), 4476 nucleotides long. RefSeq lists its product as uncharacterized. Gene Ontology annotation, molecular function: nucleotide binding; DNA binding; DNA-directed DNA polymerase activity. The transcript is spliced from 7 exons. The record is from RefSeq and is a predicted model, not a curated record. Lineage: Eukaryota; Metazoa; Arthropoda; Insecta; Hemiptera; Aphididae. The coding region runs from base 145 to 4377 and encodes 1410 amino acids. Gene Ontology annotation, biological process: DNA replication.